Molecule: messenger RNA, 1360 nt
Organism: Linum trigynum
Lineage: Eukaryota; Viridiplantae; Streptophyta; Magnoliopsida; Malpighiales; Linaceae
Source: the annotation of a GenBank genome assembly
AUAAGUAACAAGAACAAAAGUAACACCAACAACAACAUCCUCUUUCUCUUAUACGAAGAAAUUGCCUCGCGUAUCAAAGCUUGACGAGAGUUCAACCCAUUUCUUUUUUCGCACAGUUUGCCAAGCAUCGAAAUCUUGGAAACCCAAUCGAGCUUGGUUGAACAACAGGUAAUAACAAAGAUAUACGAUACUAAAAUGCAUAAUAUUAAAGUUUGAAUUAUUGUUCUUCCUACGUGGGUAUCCGUUGUGUACUUUAUUUGCUGAAACAUUGAUAUGUAUCCAACAUCAAGCAACCAAUAUUGUUAUACAUCACCACUAACAAAAGAUUAGUUACGAAAAGACAAUGAUUUUAGCAAAAAAAAAAAAAAAUUUAGAAGGGGAUAUGAUGAUAUUAGGAACAAGGAAAGGGGGGACAACAUAUGAAUAAGGGGAUAGAAUUAGGCAAAGUGGGGAAGUGCUCAUCUACCAGAAACAAACAUUCUUUCAUGUGACACAGAAUAGUAAGUUGACAUUUUCCAAUUGUGAAGUAGACAUGGAAGCAUAACUUUUUUCCCUCCCCAUUUCUUCCCUACCAAUAAUUCAUUCCAUGACCUCUUUCUCUUUUGUGCCUUGGUGCUUAUUUAUAUAUAAAACAUUCCCUGCCUCACCAGUUGUCUUUUCUUCUCAUUCCAUUCCUUUAAACUAAUUAAUUAACCAUUUCAUAUAUAUAAUAAACCCCACAAGCUUAUCUCCUUCUGCAAAUUUGGAAGGUAGAUAGCCAUGAUGAUGAAGAAGGCCAUAAUCCUCCCAUCUUCACUCCUGCUGCUGCUCCUUCUCAUCACUCCCAAAUUUUCCCUUGCAGUCCCUGCCACCAGAAGCUUCAUCAUGGAUAAGAUGACUGCAAAAGAAGAAACCCCAUCUUCCUCAACACCAACAAUCCAUGUCCUUGAGGGAGGGAAAUGGGUGGAAGUUGUUUUGAGGGAGGAGGAGGAAGGAGGAGAAGAUAUUGGAAGUUAUGACUUGGAAGGAAGGAUGGAUAGGGAAGAGUUCACAGAUUACCCAGGGACAGGGGCAAACAAUCACCAUGAUCCUAAAACUCCUGGAAGAGCUUGAUCAAUUUGUGUAUUCACAUGGUUCAUCAUGAACUAUACAAUAAUUAGAUCCCCACAGCCAAAGAAAGAAGUUUAAAAAAAAAAACCCUACAGUUAUAUAUUUUUUUGACUGUGGGAGCUGGUUGUCUCUCUGGGGGGAUGGGAAUGUAUAAAUAAUCUUCUUUGUUUGGUUGUUUCUUAAGAUUUAUGAACAGCUUAGGUAGUAUAGAGUAAGUAUUAUUAUUUUGUUGUGUUUUUUUUCUUAAGCCUAAUAAUAACAUGCCUGUUUU